AUGGGGGAAAAGCCGUAUUCCUGUCCUGAGUGCGGGAAAUAUUCUUCACAGAAGUCCCAUCUUUACAAACAUCAUAGAUUGCACACAGUGAGGAAGCCGUAUUCCUGUCCUGAGUGCGAGAGAUGUUUUGUAGAAAAAUCAAAACUUGUCAAACAUCUGAGGUCUCAUGCAGGUGAAAAGCUGUAUUCCUGUUCUUUCCAGCCAUCAGAGAUUUCACACGUGGGAGAAGCCCACUUUCCGGUCCUGAGUGAGGGAUAUGUUCCUCACUGA
Staurois parvus is the source of this 270-nucleotide messenger RNA. The record is from the annotation of a GenBank genome assembly. Lineage: Eukaryota; Metazoa; Chordata; Amphibia; Anura; Ranidae.